AGAUACACCUAUGAAAGAUAUUAUACAUAUUUAAUAAAAUAUAUUUUACGUAUACCUUUGGAAGGUAUACCUAUAUGACGUAUACCUAUAUAUGAGGUACACCUAUGAAAGAUAUUAUACAUAUACAAUAAAAGAUAUCUUACGUAUACCUUUGAAAGGCAUACCUAUAUGACCUAUACCUAUAUAUGAGGUACACCUAUGAAAGAUAUUAUACAUAUGUAAUAAAAUAUAUUUUACGUAUACCUUUGGAAGGUAUACCUAUAUGACGUAUACCUAUAUAUGAGGUACACCUAUGAAAGAUAUUAUACAUAUAUAAUAAAAUAUAUUUUACUACAAAAGAUAUUAUACCUUUAAUAGUAUAGAAUAUUCAGUAAUCUUAUUACUUCACCAAAAGAGCCCGCAACGCAUUCUAGGUUGCAUAUGUGGGCCAACCCUCGCAUCGCCAACUCAUCAAUGCUCACCCAUUAUUAUUAACGCAAUCGUUCGAAGAGAUUAAUAUUUAAUAUCUGACCGAAUUAGCAAAGGAGACCCGUCGUUCUCGACGAAGAGGCACGCGCUCGUUGCUGAGAUCCUGCGUGUUAGGCACGCCGUAGCAACUAUAUUGAUCUACCUGUCCGAGGGCUAUAUUGGUCCGCGUGUUCGGUGCAGUACCUUCCAGUCCACCAACGCGGGAUCAACGUUUCAUCCUGCUGUUUAUCGCGCGAUCACGUUUCCUUCUUCAAAACAUUAUCGCACUUUGUACCUGUUUCGUUGUUGAACAAUUCGAGUCUGUUAGGCGUCCAUUAUUGCUCUAUGUGAACGCGUCGUGCGUUGAUACAUCUGAUUUUUUUAUUUUCUCGAUGUUGUCAAACAUGAGAUUUUGGUGAUCAGGUAUGGUUAGUGAAGCUUGUUUUAGGUUUAGGAUGAAUGUUAUAUGAUGGGUAGAUUUUUAUUUGGGUGAUGUUGGAUUUCAAGUGAUGACCACUUGGUGGGCUCCAUGUUAAAUUGGCACCUCGACGUUGCUAUCAAACACAUGAUUUCAGUGACUAGGUGUAACUAUAAGUCACAAAUUAUGACUCAGUGAAGCUUGUUUUAGGUAUAAGGUAAACUGUUACGUUCCUUAAUAGGUAGAUUUGGAUGCUAGUUUUGCGUGCUAGUUAAAUUUCGAGUGACAACCACUUGGUGUGCUCCAUGUUCACCUGGCACCUCGACGUUGUUAUCAAACACAAGAUUUCAGUGACUAAGUAUAGUUACAAGUUAUCUGUGAAGCUUGUUUCAGGUUCAGAAUGAAUUACAUUCUCUGAUAGGUACAUAGGUAAAUUUUUUAUUUGGAUGCUGGAUGUUGAGCUUCAUGAGUGACAACCACUUGGUGUGCUCCAUGUUCACUUGGCACCUCGACGUUGUUAUCAAACACAAGAUUUCAGUGACCAGGUAUAGUUACAAGUUAUCUGUGAAGCUUGUUUCAGGUUCAGAAUGAAUUACAUUCUCUGAUAGGUACAUAGGUAAAUUUUUUAUUUGGAUGCUGGGUGUUGAGCUUCAUGAGUGACAAUCACUUGGUGUGUUCCAUGUUCAUUUUGCACCUCGACGUUGUUAUCAAAUACAAGAUUUCAGUGACCAGGUAUAAUUGCAACUUACCAGUGAAGCUUGUUCAAGUCUUACUAUAAAUUAUUACGUUUUUUGAUAGAUAAAUUGGAUGCUAGAUAUUGAAUUUCAUGAGUGACAGCCACUUGAUGUGCUCCAUGUUUACUUUGCACCUUGACGUUGUUAAACACAAUAUUUCAGUGACCAGAUAUAGUUGCAAUAGUUCCAGUGAAACUAGUUUCAGUCUCAAAAUGAAUUAUAUUCUUUGAUAAGUAAAUUUGGAUGCUCCAUAUUAAAUUUCAUUUAGAGUGCUUCGCGUUAAGUUUGGACAUACAAAUUAGUACGCAGGACAAGAUCUUUGUGGCUAGUUAUAUUAAGACAUUAAAAGCACAAGACUACAAUGUUUGAACUAUUGCCUUGUUUCGAGUAAUAUAUCGAUACAUCAGUUUUUCUCAAUAUUAACUAUGUGUUUCAGUUUUUGAUACAUAUAUUGAAAUUAUUUUGUGGCACCAUAUUUUAAUUGUCAGUUAAAAUGAAGCCUUCAAAGAAUGUACCAGAGUUCAUAUCUUUAAGGUUUAGCUUCAACACUCUCGUUGAUUCGAAUGGUUUUAACAGUAGAUACAUCAGGUUUUUUGAAUGACAAUCACUGUAUGUACUUUAUGUUUGAUUUGUACGUUGAAUCUUUUAUGAAGAGCAAGAUUUUAAUAGUCAGUUAAUUCAAGAAACAUAUGAAAGUCUUCAGAAUUCAGGUUCAGACUCAGUUGUGUUGUUUGAGAUUCUACCAAUGAUUCAUACAUCAAAUUUCCUAAAUGUGUCUCACUAUGUUCCUCCUAUUUGAUAUGUACAUUGUUGCAAAGGACUUUAAUGGCCACUCAAACUGAAACGUUCAAAGAACAAAAUCUACAACACUCAACGUUUAGUAUAAACAUUUUCAUUAUAUUAGGAACACAUCUGUUCUCUAAACGUCACUUCGCUUCAUGUUUAAUUCACAAAUUAAAUUCAUUAUAAAAGUCAAGAUUUUAGUGCUGAGUGAAGUUGAAACGUUCAAGAAACAAUACAGAAUUAUAAUGAAGUGAAACUUGUUUGGGAUUCAGGACAACCUGUCGUGUUGUUUGAUACGGUUCUAACGGUAGACAGAUUGACACAAGUUUUCUGAAUGACGUUCUCUGUGACUCAUGUUUGACCUCUCCGUUAAAAUUAUGGCGAACCAGAUUUUAGCGGUCACUUAAAUCACAGAAGCUUCUGAAAGUUAUAAUCGAAUGGAACUUGUUUAGAAGCUUGUAACGGUAAAUGAGUUACAUCGGGUUUUCUAAAUGACAACCACUUCGCUUUGACCUAUUAAACAACAAACAUCGACCUAUUACAUCGUGAAAUUGUUAUGAGAAACAGGAGCUGUUGACGGACAUUUAGUGUCGUUCAGUGAAUGUCAGAAGUCUGAUGUGUUCAGAACAAUUCUGAGUGUAUGAAGAUUUUGCGUAUCAACGCAGUUUCGUGCAGGUACGUUCACUCCUCGACUUCCCGCCAUUUUCUGAAGCGUCGAUUUGUUUACAUUGUGUCCCUCUUCCGUCAGUUACAAAAAUUAGAAAAAUUAGUAAAAUUUAUUCUCAAAUAUAAUUAUGAUCUCUUAGGUUUUUAAAAAGGAUCAAGGUUCACGAUAAAAGAUCUCGUAGUUGAAAGAAAUGUAAUUUUCUGAAGGAGUAGAAAUUGAAGAUUUCUUGAAGAAUAGAAAUUGAAGAUUUCUUGAAGAAAUUUCGUUGUUUCUCAUUCUAGAGACGUUACGAGGUUAAUAUGUUAAGUGUGCUGUUUUUAUGCAGGAGGAUGGUUAAGAAUCUGGGAAACGUGACGUUUCGAUGAGAAAAUGCCACGAUGCUGCGGCGCGUCUUUGGUUUCCGUCAUGGACGGCGACGGGUCUCCGCAGAGUCUCGGUUUGCAGAUUCAGGACGGCAAUCCUCGAAAUAAAACGGCGUUAGCACCUGGCCACAGUCUGAUGGACUGGAUUCGAUUAGGUAAUUCAGGCGUCGACUUAACUGGCGUCGGUGGAGUACCACGAGUUGUUACUUUGACCGAACUGGCCAAUCACAAUAAACAAAACGAUGCUUGGAUCGCCAUUCGAGGAGUAGUAUUCAACGUAACCCGUUAUAUGGACUUCCACCCAGGCGGUAUCAGCGAGCUAAUGCGAGGCGUUGGUAAAGAUGCAACAAAACUUUUCGAAAACGUGCACGCUUGGGUCAACUAUCAGAGCAUCCUUCAGAAAUGUGUGGUUGGAAGAUUGAGUCGUGGUACUGGGAACAAUAACAAUAGCAGUUCAUCCUCAUCGACGGAGAACGUUGUCUCGAACACGACCAAUUGUUCCUUAACGAAGUUGGACCUGAUAAAAAGUUGCAUGACCAGCAUUGUUAAUCAGGAAAACGUGCCAGAGGAUAGCUUGUUAAAUGUGAAGAUGGAUUGGAGACAGACAUCCAAUUCAAUCACACUUUUCUAUCAAACGGUACGUGACUACCCGGGCGUGUGUUAUCAGCUACGAAGGAUAAGCGACUCGAAAUUGGUUUUUAAAUUGUUUUUCGAGCGGGACAUUAUUACGCACGAACUCGAUUUGGCGGCGGAUAUAGAAUGGCCGCCGGUAUGCAAGAGGAAUUUCGACACAAUGGAGGUGGAUUUCACGUUCACGAAGAAGAAGAAAGAGAUAUGGAAAUCCCUGGGCAGCCACACCAUAUCCAGAGAGACGAAUACUAGUAGUCGAACGUACAGAGAGUAUGAAGUGGUGGUGAACAUGCCUCUCUCUAAGUUGGUACAUCUACUAGUUGUGCGAGCUAAAGAUUAUCUGGAAUUAGUACCCAUUGGCAGACACGUGGAAGCCAAAAUGAAUGUGAUGGGGAUGGAAGUAUCGCGAUCGUACACGCCUGUCCCACCGUGCCUUCAUCCCGACGACAUGGCGCCGAGCUACAGAUCCGACUGCUUGUGUCUGAUGAUUAAGAAAUAUCCGAACGGCGCGCUUAGUCCGUCCAUAACCGCCCUUCAAAUCGGUCAGACCUUGAUGCUGAGCAAUGCUUUAGGUGCCUUUGUAGUAGAAUCCUUUGAUCGUUACUCGGUCAUUCAUAUGCUUGCCGGUGGCACUGGCUUGACGGCGAUGCUUGGCAUCGUUCAGCGGGCCUUGGCCAGACGCUCUGUGAAGACCAUAAACCUCCUGAACUUCAACAAGGAUGAAGAUAAUAUGUUCUACGUGGCGCAGUUGGAAAAAGCUAGCGCAGAGAAAAAAUUGAAAGUCACACAUAUCCUUUCGCAAGCUGGUAGCACGUGGUCGGGAAAGCGUGGAGCGAUAUCAGAUGACUUAUUGAAGGAGUUGGUUGCUGAGGAUUCUCCCGAUGCGUGUGUUUUCACAUGUGGGCCUCCAGGAUUCAUUCAAUCCGCGAAAAACUCGGCUGGAAACCGUAUCAAAUGUACGAUUUCGACGAUUAAUCCAGUGCAAAUGUGUCUCCAUUUUUUUAUACCAAAUUCCAGAACAUCAGUGAAAUCAUGGAAAAGUGAAAGAAGGAAUUACGUGUGGUUCUAUCGAAUUUUUAAUCAUCCUUUUGGAUACUUUUACUCCUAUUUCCGCCCACAGUCAACGUCGCGGCACGAAAAUCCUUUUAUUCGUUACAUUCGUACAUGAAAUGGAUGGUGAAACACAAUUUUUUUAAUUUUGAACAGAGGAUAUUUUACUAACGAAAAGUCUUGUAAAUACUUAUCGGAAUUAAAUUCUCGUAUUCAAGGUAUUUUGUAACAUUUUUAAUUCGACAAAAUUACAAUUUUAUCUGAGCUUUUCAAGUUCCUUUAAACACGAUAUUGGAGAAACCUGUGUACAUUCCUACACGACGACUGUUUCGAGAGCUACUUACUAUCGAUAGACAUUACGCACUUUGUAUUAUAUCUGCGAGUUUCGAAGAAACAAAAACGAGUAAGACAGCGGUGCAUUGGCGAGUGUCAUAGCGUUGUUAAACAAUUUUUUCUCAGGCACGUUGUUACAGUGACGAGUGAGAGUUUAAAACAAUUUUAUAAUUUCCAGAUGACCAAAUUAACAAAUUCAUCUUAUUAAAGAUUAAAAGUAACUAUUUUAGAACAAGUAGUUACUACUCGCCAAUGUAUUCGCGGUCACAGGGUCUUAAAUGGAAAGUUUAAAAGCCAAUCUGGCUUUUAUUGCGAGAACAAAUUAUUUUUACAAAUAUCGUCUUUUAGCAUUCGGAGAGCUGUGUAUUUUUCACGAUUUAUCAGAGAAUAUUUCAUCUAGAUUUAACAAAAUCCUUCAUAUAAAUUAAACCUUCAUUCAAUAUUGUAUAACAAAAACUUUAAUUGUAAUUCAUCCAAUGAUUUUUCAACACCAAGUAGAAUGUUCCUGGAAAAUUUUUAGAAACGAUAGUAACAGCAAUGUGGCCUAAUUAGAAAACCGUUUUAAAGUCAACUGGAUCAUCCACUCAUCAACUUUUGUAGAGGUUUUUGAAUUCUCGACGUGCAGAUAGAAAACGUUAGUGACCUCUUUAAAUAUUUUUAUCAAUUAAGUAUCAUUCGAUCGAUGAGCUAGCGAUUGAAGGAGGAGAUUCGUUUCGUAUGAACGUAAUUCUCAAGUGCGGACCACUUUCUGCAUUUUGCGUACAUGUUAAAUACGCCUAUGUGUAUGUAUGUAUAUGUGUGUACAUAGUUGUUACCAGAAAUAAAUAUUUGAUGGCCUUAAA
Messenger RNA from Megachile rotundata (alfalfa leafcutting bee), 6266 nucleotides. RefSeq names its product cytochrome b5 reductase 4. The record is from RefSeq and is a predicted model, not a curated record. Gene Ontology annotation, biological process: superoxide metabolic process. Gene Ontology annotation, molecular function: cytochrome-b5 reductase activity, acting on NAD(P)H; heme binding. NCBI's taxonomy places the organism in Eukaryota, Metazoa, Arthropoda, Insecta, Hymenoptera, Megachilidae. Gene Ontology annotation, cellular component: endoplasmic reticulum; cytoplasm.